This is a messenger RNA of Clunio marinus, 3174 nucleotides long. Lineage: Eukaryota; Metazoa; Arthropoda; Insecta; Diptera; Chironomidae. The record is from the annotation of a GenBank genome assembly.
AUGUCAAAUGUGCGGUGGGCAGUCGUUUGUGAUAAAAAAAGAACAAACAGUGAACUUGAUGAUAUUAUUGUUGAUAAAAUAAUGUUGAUGCUUGAGCUUGGAGAAAUGGAAAACAACAUGAAAGACGAAAUGUGCGAAUUAUGCAAAAAAGAGAGAAGAAAACCAAGAAAAUCAUCAAUAAAGAAAAAGACAAAGAAUCAAAAUCAAAUAUUUGCUCAAAUUUUCGAUCGAAAUCAAACAAGUGUCGAGCCUUCUAAAGUUGGAAAUGAAUUUGUUGGAGGAACUCAACAAACAACCCCCAAAAUUGAUAUCGGAAAAUUGAAUUGGACGGAAGCCAGCUUCGAUAGGCAUUUGAAAUCUGUCGACUUAUCUAAAAUUACAGUCAGUGAGUUGAAGAAAAUUCUAGAUGAGAAAAUUGAGGAAGAAUCAAAUUGCCCUGCUGGCAGUUUUCAUGAUGCUAGCAAAGGCUGCGUCUCAGUGAAACAUUUGCCAUCCGUGUCUGAAAUUCCCAAUAAAAAUGACAUUAAACCUAGUCUUAAUAAACCAAUGGAGCAAACAACGAACCAAAACAUUGAUGAAGACAUUAUAAACACAAUUUUAAAUCAAUUUAUGAGUUCUUCAAAAAUCAAUGAAAAGACUCAUGCGAAAAACAUUGAAAAUGAUUUGACGAGUUUAAGAGAAAAACCGACGAAAGCCUCAAAUAUUGAAGCGAAUAAAAAGAAUGAAAAUGACAACAAUAAAAAUUUACAAAUCUCUCGGAACGUCGCUUCGAAGAAAGAUAAAUUUAUGGAAAAUUCUGAAAGUUUUGGUGCUAAUCAGGCUGGUGUUGUUACCGAUUCGAAAACACCUGCACUUAAAAGAAAUCUGAAUGAAUUUAAAUUUCCAUACGACAAAUUAGAAGAAAUUUUUGAAAUGAUUUUGAAUCAGAAUAUCGAAAAUGACUUAAGAAAUCAAAUUGAAGGAAAUUUCCUGAGAGAUAAAAUUUCGAACCAGAUGUAUGACGAAUUUCCUUCGUCCAUCAAACUCAGCAAUAGAAAUACCGAAAAUCUUGAAGGAAAUGAAGAAUUGAUCCAAACGAUAAAAAACUUGUCACAGCUAACUCAACCUGAAGGUAUCGAAACUGACAUGAAGAUUGAAAAAACGGAAGUAAAUUCAAAAGCCCCGGAAAUUGUCAUGAAACUUUCUCCAAAUUUUGAUGUGACUGAAAAUGAUGCACCGAAUUUAGCGAUGAUGUUGUCGAGGAUUUAUAAAUCCGAUGAAAAAAUGGAAACUUUAAACAGUCAGGAAAAUCUCAAGACCACAUUUAACAAGAAUGAAAAGUUUAAUCUCGAUAAACUUCAACCAAAUAUUCCAAAAACUACAACAGAACCAUUCGAUAUGAAUUUAAUGACGAAACUUUCUCAACAGGAAAUUUCAAAUAAAAAUGAAAAAAUGUUUUCUGAAACAAAAACUUCAGAACUGAAUGAAAAUGCAGAAGAAGAAAUUGAAAAUAACAAGAAGAAAAUGCAAAUAGAAAGCACAAAUGAUGGUGAAAAGCAAAUUAUCUCUGAAUUUAAGUCACCACAAAACAAUUCUGUUGUUAAUGAACAUCAUUCUGAUUUAGAUUUAAACCAAAUGACCACUGAGAACAUUGCAAAGAUGUCAUUGACUUUGUCUGCUCUUAAUUCCACUCAACCAAGCCAAAAUAAUGGAAUAGAAGAAGAAAAUAAUUCUGAGUUCAAUGCCAAAAACGCAAAAUUAAGCUCGAAAGCAACAGAAGACAAUUUGAAAAACAUUGAAAGUUUAAACACAUCCUCAAGUGAUGCCAGCGCUUCCUUAAAAGACCCUCAAAUCAAUGAAGGCAAACUUGCUUUGCUGUUGAAUGUGCUUAAAAACAAACCCCUAGAGGCUUCAAUCAAACAUUCAACUCCAUCAGGUUUAUUAAAACAGAAUUCAAUGGAGAAUUCCAAUGAAAUUGACGUGAUGAGAAUAAUCAAAGACCAAAUUGAAAUUCAAUUAGAAAACCUCAAUAGAACGAUUGAAGCAAGCAUGAGCUCAAAUAAUAUUUCAGACAAUUCAUUUUCUCAAGAACCACAAAUAAUUGAAGAAUCAUUUCCAAUUAAUGCAACAAUGAAACUUCCUGAACAAUCGAAACUGAAUGAAAGUUUAAGAAUGAAAAUGAGUUCGGCUGCAAAUGGCUCAGAUCUGCAGUUUAAGAAUGUUUCCACCUCAUUUGAGGAUUCACAAAAAGAAGUCGGUGAAGGCACUUCGGAUUUUAAAACAACAACAGAAGCUAAUUACGAAUUGCCAAUGGAAACUUCAUCUGUUCACUCAAUGAUGCGAAGAAGUGUUCGUAUGGAUGAUUCCCCUGGUGAAACGACAACUUUAUUGAAUGAAACCACAACUUCACCUUUAGUGACAACUGCUUCACAUGUCGAAACAACAAGUGCACUAUUGGAAACCACAACAUUACUUAUUGAAGCAACAACUGGAAGUUCAGAAGCAACGACAUUUUCACCUUCUAAAAAGACAUUGUCACCUACGGAAACAACUUUACCUGCCGAUACGACAGCAUCACCUAUGGAAACUACGACCAGAAAUUCAGAAUCAACAACUUUACCUGCCGUUACGACAGCAUCACCUAUGAAAACGACGACUAAAAGUUCAGAAGCAGCGAUAUAUUCACCUGCUGGAACUUUACCUACAACUUUACCUGCCGGAACAGCAGCAUCACCUAAAGAAACGGCAACAUUGUUGACUGAAGGAACAACUUCAUCCACUGAGAAAACAAGUUCGCCCAUCGAAACGACAACUUCAUUUGUUAAAACAACAUCUGAGUAUUCAGAAACAACAACAACGAGUAGAAGUUCAGAAGCAUCACCAGCUGCAACAAGUUCAGUAGCAGUUACAAAUGCACCUACGAUAGAAACAAUAAAUCAACCACCGAAAGGUUUAAUGGCAAGUUUAUUUGAAGCUGGUAAAGAAAUUUUAAAAACAAAGAAGAAAUUGUUCGCAAAUAUAUUUCCUGGAAUUUUCGCUAAUGACGUGCUUGAAGAUGAAGUUGAACAUAACGAUGAAGCGAGAAGAAAGUUGCCGGAGAUGUCUUACGAGUCUAUUGAAGGUAAGACAUUGUCGGACGUGGUUGAUGGUAUCGAUAAGAAAAUAUCAGAAGCUUCAAACUCAAAUGAAAUUUAA